UUUUUUUUUUUUUUAAAUACAUAAUUCAUAAACAAUGGCUAGCAUUGAAACCGAGCCUCUUCGAACUGUUCAACUUGACGGCUUGGUCGUUUUGAAGAUCAUUAAGCAUUGUCGCGAAUCUUAUCCUAUUGACGUUACUGGUCAACUUUUAGGUUUAGAUGAUAAGGGUGUUUUAGAAGUCACCAAUUGUUUCCCUUUCCCUGCUGAUGGUGAUGAAGAUGCUAGUGCCCAAUAUCAACUUGACAUGAUGCGAUGUCUUCGUGCUGUUAAUGUCGAUAAUAACACUGUAGGUUGGUAUCGUUCUGCUCAUUUAGGCAAUUUUGUCGAUCUUAGUUUGAUCGAAACACAAUAUAGCUAUCAAAAUUCCCUUAGUGCUCAAUCUGUUGUUCUCAUUCAUGAUGUUUCUAAAAGUGCUGCUCAAGGUAAUUUGAGCUUGAGAGCCUUUAGAUUACAAGAUAAUUUUAUGAAGGCUUAUGAGUCCAAAAAGUUCACAACUGAAAGCCUAGCUCAAGCUAAAUUAUCCUUUUCUAAUAUUUUUGAAGAAUUACCUGUAGAAGUUCACAACUCUCAUUUAGUCACCCUUAUGCUUCACAACAUUGAAAUGCCCAAGUUGGAAGCGAGUCGCCUUCGUUCACUUUCAACAUUUGCCAACCAACAAAAGGAAUUUGAAGAAGCUAGACCUUUGGCACCUAACUUUGAUGUGCUUGAAUUGGAACUCGAUCCUUUCAUGCAAAAGAACUUACAAUAUCUUUUGGAUUGUGCUGAUGUUCACCAACAAGAACAAAAUAAUUAUCAAUACUGGCAACGAACUGUUGCUCGUGAACAGGGCAAGAUGCAAGCCUGGUUAGCUAAACGAAAGCAAGAGAACGCGCAACGAGCUCAAAAUGGACAACCUCCUUUACCUGAAGAUGAAGUCAAUACUUUGUUUAGAUUACCUCCUGAGCCUAGUCGUUUGGAUUCAAUGAUAUUGAGUGCUCAAAUGCAUAACUUUACUAAACAAAUUAAUCAAUUUGCUGGUCCUAGUCUUGCUAGAUUGUACAGUACUCAAGAAUUACAGAAAUAAAUAAAUAAAUAAAAAAAAACACUUGUUUAAUAUAAUAUAUACAAUUUAAUAAAGAAGAAGAAAAAAAAAUAAAAGAAGAAAAA
Messenger RNA from Cokeromyces recurvatus, 1146 nucleotides. RefSeq names its product eukaryotic translation initiation factor 3 subunit H. Gene Ontology annotation, cellular component: cytosol; cytoplasm; eukaryotic translation initiation factor 3 complex. NCBI's taxonomy places the organism in Eukaryota, Fungi, Mucoromycota, Mucoromycetes, Mucorales, Mucoraceae. Gene Ontology annotation, molecular function: metallopeptidase activity; translation initiation factor activity; protein binding. The coding region runs from base 35 to 1063 and encodes 342 amino acids. The record is from RefSeq and is a predicted model, not a curated record. The transcript is spliced from 4 exons.